UGUGUGUGUAUGCUGGGUGGACCAAUUUUCUUGUUAUUUUCAAGCUCCUCCAUGGCUGUCUGUUCCUUAAAUCUUAAUCUGGUGGGGAGUUUUCGGAGAACUGUUCUUUAAAUUACUGUGAUAUUGUUAAAACAGUCAACCUUCUAAAGGUACAAUCUUCAAUAUUUCUGCAAUUCUUUCUUCAUCGCUGUGAAAUGCUUCAUAUUAUAUCGGAUUUUAAGUUUUAUUUGAAGAGUCGCAUUUGACAUUUGAUCUUUGGAUGUUCAAAUUUGGUUGUUUGGUGUAAAGGAGCAAUGUUUUGUGUAAUUAUUGAGGAGAAAGAGGGGAACCCCGAACCCUAUUGAUUGUUGUAUAUUUUGGGGGAUUUGAUUGGGUUAUUUGAUGGAUUUAUGUGUAUCAGAUCAAUAAGAAGAGUUGGAUUUGUUUGUGUGUAGUAUAAUGGAGAACUACAAUUCUCAGUCUCCCUAUCCAUAUGGCAAUGCCUAUGGGUAUCCUCAGGUUCCACCAUCUUCAAAUCAACCUUACCCUCCUCCUCCUAGCUCUGGUGCAUAUCCCCCAUACCCAUACCCUCACCCCCCUCACUCUCACCCUCAAUAUCCUCAGUAUCCACCCCCUUUCACCACUUCACAUUCUGGCCAUUUGAGCUAUGCUCCCCCAGCUCCUUCUACUGGUGGAUACCAGCCAGGUCCAGUAGAUUAUGGAUAUCCCCCACCACCAUCACCACAUCCUCAUCCUGGUCUUGUUCCUUAUCCCUACCAUGGAUAUAUGCCUCCUCCAGCUUCGCCCGCUCAACCUAUUCUUCAACAUUAUGGUAGUUUCGAUUAUGGUUCAUCUCAGCACUAUCCACAACCUGUGCCUCCUCAGUCUCUAGAGAGCCACCCGUCAAGAGUCAAUGUCUACCCUAUGCUUGAUCACCAAGCUAGUACAUUGUCUAGUAGUAGUAAUGUGACAAAUUAUGAUCAUGGCAUAGAUAACGCCCCCACAUGCCCUCCAGCUUAUCCGCCUGUGGAAGAUCUUUUAGCAAACAUGCAAUUGUCAGAGAAUCACCCUCCUGUCCCUGCACCAGGUUCAGUACCUGAUUCCCCUCCAAUGUACCACUCAAAUCCAGGAUCUAUGCCCACAAACUAUAAUGCGCAGGGGACAAUAUAUGGGUAUCCUAAUUCCUCCUUCUCAAGUUGGGAUACAUGUUCUUCACAAGCUGAGUUCAUUCCUCAUCAUCGUCCUACACAUUCAAGCUCAUUUAUGGAAACAGGCUCUGAUCAGAGUCUCCAACUUGUGCCAGUCUUGUCUUCUAAAGGCUCUCUGAGGGUUUUGUUAUUACAUGGGAAUCUGGAUAUUUGGGUCUAUGAAGCAAAAAAUCUUCCAAACAUGGAUAUGUUUCAUAAAACAAUAGGGGAUGUGUUCAAACUGCCAGGUAAUGGCAACAAUAAGAUUGAAGGACACACGAGUCAUAAGAUCACAAGCGAUCCCUAUGUCUCAAUUUCAGUAGCAGGUGCAACCAUUGGGCGGACUUAUGUGAUGAGCAACAGUGAAAAUCCUGUUUGGAAGCAACAUUUUUAUGUCCCUGUUGCACAUUCUGCUGCUGAAGUGCAUUUUGUUGUGAAGGACAGUGAUGUGGUAGGAUCCCAGCUUAUAGGAACUGUGGCAAUUCCAGUGGAACACAUAUAUGGAGGGGGAAAAGUUGAGGGGUUCUUUCCAAUCCUUACAAGUAAUGGGAGGCCUUGCAAGGUGGGAGCUGUCUUGAGUCUCUCCAUCCAAUAUACACCAAUGGAGCAAUUGAGCAUUUACCAUUCUGGAGUUGGAGCUGGUCCUGAGUAUGAUGGGGUUCCUGGGACGUAUUUUCCACUAAGGAAGGGUGGAAAUGUUACUCUUUACCAAGAUGCACAUGUUCCUGAUGGAUUCCUUCCAAAUUUGCCACUUGAUCAUGGGAUGCAGUACGUACAUGGGAAAUGCUGGCAUGAUAUCUUCUGUGCAAUACGAAGUGCCAGGAGGUUGAUCUAUAUCACUGGAUGGUCAGUGUGGCACAAUGUCAGAUUGAUUAGAGAUGAUAAUUCUGUGGAAGGCUACACUUUGGGGGAACUGCUGAAGUCAAAGUCACAGGAAGGAGUGAGGGUUCUGUUGCUUGUAUGGGAUGAUCCGACCUCAAGGAGCAUUCUUGGAUAUAAAACGGAUGGAGUCAUGGCAACCCAUGAUGAAGAAACUCGUCGCUUUUUUAAACACUCUUCAGUACAAGUUCUUCUUUGUCCUCGUGUAGCUGGGAAACGGCAUAGUUGGCUGAAGCAGAGGGAAGUUGGAGUUAUUUAUACACAUCAUCAGAAAACUGUGAUAGUUGAUGCUGAGGCUGGCAACAAUAGAAGAACAAUUAUAGCGUUUGUUGGAGGACUUGACUUGUGUGAUGGUCGAUAUGAUACUCCAGAGCAUCCUAUAUUUAGAACUCUGCAGACUCUGCACUCAGACGACUACCAUAAUCCCACAUUCGCUGGGAGUGUUGCCGGUUGUGCUAGAGAACCAUGGCAUGACUUGCACUGUAAAAUUGAUGGUCCAGCGGCAUAUGACGUUCUGACCAAUUUUGAAGAGCGGUGGUUAAAGGCUGCAAAGCCCCAUGGCAUUAAAAAAUUGAAGAUGUCAUAUGAUGAUGCCUUGCUACGAAUAGGAAGAAUGCCUGAAAUUCUAGGUAUAUCUGAUAUCCCAUAUGUGAGCGGUGAUGAUCCUGAAGGUUGGCAUGUGCAGAUCUUCCGUUCAAUAGACUCCAAUUCUGUUAAAGGCUUUCCUAAGGAUCCUAAAGAAGCUACAAUGAAGAACCUGAUGUGUGGGAAGAACGUACUUAUUGAUAUGAGCAUACACUCAGCAUAUGUGAAGGCUAUUCGUUCUGCACAACAUUAUAUCUAUAUUGAAAACCAAUACUUUAUUGGCUCCUCAUACAACUGGAGUCAAUAUAAAGACGUCGGUGCCGAUAAUUUGAUUCCAAUGGAAAUUGCACUCAAAAUUGCAGACAAAAUAAGAGCAAAUCAAAGAUUUGCAGUAUAUAUUGUCAUCCCAAUGUGGCCAGAGGGUAAUCCAACAGGUGCUGCUACACAAAGGAUUCUUUUCUGGCAGAACAAGACAAUGCAAAUGAUGUAUGAUACUAUUUACAAGGCUUUAGUGGAAGUUGGACUCGAGGAUUCAUUUUCUCCAGAAGAUUAUUUAAACUUCUUUUGUCUCGGAAACCGUGAGACUCCCUGUGCCAAUGAUGCACCAACCAAUGAGAAUCCUGUCGCAGCAAAUAGUCCUCAGGCACUCUGUCAAAAAUACCGUAGGUUCAUGAUUUAUGUGCAUUCUAAAGGCAUGAUUGUGGAUGACGAGUAUGUGAUAUUGGGUUCAGCAAACAUCAACCAGCGCUCCUUAGAGGGUACCCGAGAUACAGAGAUUGCGAUGGGAGCUUAUCAACCCCAUCAUACAUGGGCAAGAAAACAAUCAAAUCCCCGUGGACAGAUUUAUGGAUACAGAAUGUCGCUCUGGGCCGAGCAUCUUGGAGUGCUAGAGGACUGUUUUACGCAGCCAGAGUCUAUAGAUUGUGUACGACGAGUUAGAUCAAUGGGAGAGGCGAACUGGAGACAAUUUGCAGCCGAUGAAGUAACAGAAAUGAGAGCGCAUCUACUGAAGUACCCCGUGGAAGUCGAUCGCAAAGGCAAAGUGAAUUCUCUUCCUGGAUGUCAAAACUUCCCAGAUGUUGGAGGAAGCAUAGUAGGAUCAUUUCUUGCCAUUCAGGAAAAUCUCACCAUCUGAUUUUUGCUGUUUUUUUUUUUUUUUUUUUUUUUUUGUUUUUUUGCAAAGUUCAAACCUUUACCAAAAUUAUAGAACAAUGACAGGAUUUGAAAGUGCAGUUUUUCACCUUGUUACUUAUA
This is a messenger RNA of Ipomoea nil (Japanese morning glory), 3884 nucleotides long. RefSeq names its product phospholipase D gamma 1-like. NCBI's taxonomy places the organism in Eukaryota, Viridiplantae, Streptophyta, Magnoliopsida, Solanales, Convolvulaceae. The record is from RefSeq and is a predicted model, not a curated record. The transcript is spliced from 10 exons. Gene Ontology annotation, cellular component: plasma membrane. Gene Ontology annotation, molecular function: D-type glycerophospholipase activity. Gene Ontology annotation, biological process: phospholipid catabolic process. Bases 439 to 3765 code for a protein of 1108 amino acids.